AUGUCCAUUAACGAAGAAGACUACCUUCAACUUGAAAAGGAAAUCAAGUUAGAUGACAUUGAUUUUUCUGAUUUAGAAGAAAAAUAUGAAGUUGAUAUUGGUUUAGAUAAUUAUGUUAUUGUUGAUGGUGCCCCAGUUGCUCCAGAAGCUAAAGUUCCUGUUUUAACCAAAGUUUUAAGAAAAUUAUUUUCUCAAGCAGGUGAAAUUGUUGAAGGAGAUGAUGGUAUUUACAUGCCUUUAGAAGGUGGAAAAUCAAAAGGGUACCUUUUCAUUCAAUUCAAAACUCCAGAAAUGGCUGAUAUUGCUAUCAAGAAAUUGCAUGGUAAAAAAUUGGAUCAAAACCAUAGAUUGUUAGUUAACAAGUUAUCUGAUAUGGAAAAAUUUGGUGUUGAAGGUGCUGUUUCUGAAGAAUUUGUUGAACCAGAAAUUGAACCAUUCCAAUCUCAUGGAUACUUGAAAUCUUGGUUACAAGAUGAACAAGGAAGAGAUCAAGCUGUUUUACAUUUUGGUGAAAGUGUUGGUGUUUACUGGAAUAAAAAGGCCAGUGAACCAGAACCAGUUAUUGAACCAAGAAAAGGUUUCACAUCCAAAUAUGCCAAGUUCUCUCCAAAAGGUACUUAUUUGUUUUCCAUCCAUCCUCAAGGUGUUCAAUCUUGGGGUGGUGAUGAAUUUAAGAGUAUGAAGAGAUUUUUCCAUCAACAAGUCAGAUUGAUUGAUUUUUCUCCAAAUGAAAAGUAUAUGGUUACUUUGUCACCAGUACCAAUUGCUUUGCCAGAUUCUACAACUGAACGUGCCCAAUUCCCAUUCGGUCCUGAAAGUGAAGGUCAUAAAUUGGUUAUUUGGGAUAUGCUCACUGGUGAACCAGUUAGAACUUUUGCAUUGCCACCACACUUGGAAGGUCAAAAAGAAAUGCCUUGGCCAUUAGUUAAAUGGUCCUUUGAUGAUAAAUACUGUGCUCGUCAAGGUCCAGAUGCCUUGGCUAUCUAUGAAACUCCUUCAUUCCAAUUAUUGGAAAAGAAAUUGGUUAAAAUUGAUGGUAUUCAAGAUUUCGAAUGGGCUCCAGCUGGUGUUCCUCUUCACAAUAGUAAAGCAACUGGUGGUGAACACGUGUUGAGUUAUUGGACUCCUGAAAGUACUAACCAAACCGCAAGAGUUGCCUUGAUGCAAAUUCCAUCCAGACAAAUUUUACGUACCGUCAACUUGUUCCAAGUUAGUGAUUGUAAGAUGCACUGGCAAUCUAAUGGUAAAUUGUUGUGUGUUAAAGUUGAUAGACAUACUAAAUCUGGUAAGACUGUUUUCUCUAAUUUGGAAUUCUUCAAGACUUCUGAAAGAGAUAUUCCUGUUGAAAAAUUGGAAUUGAAGGAUGUUGUUGUCAAUUUUGCUUGGGAACCAAAUUCAGAAAGAUUCAUCACCAUCAGUAGACUCGAUGAUGGUAAUCCUAACCCAGCCAUUCCUAAGAAUACCAUUUCAUUCUACGCUCAAGAAGUUACCAAAGGUAAGAAUGCAUCAUCCAAGUAUAAAGCAUACACAAAGAUUGAAAACAAGCAUUCCAACACCAUCUUCUGGUCUCCAAAGGGAAGAUAUGUUGUUGUUGCCACCAUCUCAAGAAGUUCUGGUGAACUUGAAUUUUACGAUGUUUCAUUCGAUGAUGAAAACAACAAGAAAUCUAAUCCAGCUAAUGUUAAAUUGUUGAAGACAGAAAAAUUUGCUGGUAUGACCAAUAUUUCUUGGGAUCCAUCUGGUAGAUUUGUUGCUGCAUGGUCAUCAUCAUGGUUACAUGCCAUUGACAAUGGUUAUAGACUUUAUGAAUUCACUGGUAAUAUGUUGAGAGAUGAUUCAAUUGAUCAAUUCAAAGAUUUUGUCUGGAGACCAAGACCUGAAUCAUUAUUGACCAACAGUGACAAGAAGAAGGUAAGAUCUAACUUGCGUGAAUACAGUGCCCAAUUCGAAGAAGCCGAUGCCAUGGAAGCUGAUGCUGCUGUCAGAGAAGCCAUUUUGGCUCGUAGAAAAGCCUUGGAAGAAUGGAGAGCUUACAGAGCUAAACACGUUGCUAAACAAGGUGUUAAAUCCAAUGAUGUUCAAGCCGAAAUAAUUGAAGAAAUUAAAGAAGAAAUUAUUGAAGAAAAAGAAGAAAUUGUUGAAUAA
Messenger RNA from Candida tropicalis MYA-3404, 2145 nucleotides. RefSeq names its product translation initiation factor eIF3 subunit b (gene PRT1). The record is from RefSeq and is a predicted model, not a curated record. Gene Ontology annotation, molecular function: translation initiation factor activity; translation initiation factor binding; RNA binding. Gene Ontology annotation, biological process: translational initiation. Bases 1 to 2145 code for a protein of 714 amino acids. Gene Ontology annotation, cellular component: eukaryotic translation initiation factor 3 complex. The transcript has a single exon. Lineage: Eukaryota; Fungi; Ascomycota; Pichiomycetes; Serinales; Debaryomycetaceae.